UUUUACCACUCGCCAUUUUGCAAGAAUGUCAGCCAAAUCAUCAGAGCGAGUUUUUAGUUAAUUUUUAUGUUAUCGCUUAAUAAAUUAUAGUGAUUUUGUGUUUUGAAUAUCGUUUUUAUUGAUAAACAACCGAAAUGGACCGUUUUAUAAGCAUGUGGAAAGUUCGGGAGCUGGCGGAUAAAGUCACAAAUGUAGUGAUGAACUACACGGAGGUGGAGGGCAAGGUCCGCGAGGCGACCUCGGACGAGGCGUGGGGCCCCACUGGCCAGCAGAUGCAGGAGCUGGCGCUGGCCACCUUCACAUACGAGCACUUCCCCGAGGUCAUGUCCAUGCUGUGGCGGCGAAUGCUCCACGACAACCGCUCGCAUUGGCGACGAACAUACAAGUGCUUGCUGCUCCUGAGCUACCUAGUGCGCAACGGGUCGGAGCGAGUAGUGACGUCGGCGCGGGAACACAUAUACGACCUCCGCUCACUCGAGAACUACACAUACGUCGACGACGUCGGGAAAGACCAGGGUAUAAACAUAAGGCACAAAGUGCGAGAACUGAUAGACUUCAUACAGGAUGAUGAGAAACUGCGGGAGGAGAGGAAGAAGGCUAAGAAGAACAAAGACAAGUAUAUAGGCAUGUCAUCAGACGCGGUGGUGAUGGGCAUGCGGGGCGGCUCCGGCGGCUGGGGCGAGUACAGCGACCGCAGCGCCGGGAACUGGGGUUUGUCAUCUUUAUACUACUCGAUGUACACCAGUCUAAUAGCAAAGCUCGACCUGCUAAGCUCAAACCUUAACUAUUUAAAGAGACAAGAGGAGCCAAAAGAAAGAAAUGACGAGGACGACUACGAGAGAGAGGACUCGGAUGGAGACUACGGUCAUCAUCGUGAGAGGAGGCCACACAAAGAGAACGUAUACCGUGACUCGGACGUGGUGAGCUCGAGUCCGCCCCGCGCACGGUCGCUGGAGCCCGGCGAGCGCCCCGACCGGCCCGACCGGGCCGAGCGCCCCGACCGGGGGACGCACAAACCCUUCAGCAUCAAUCUCAAGAGCCCCGCCAAACAGAAACCUAGCACGCCUGUCAAGAAAAUAGACCUUGGCGCGGCAGCGACAUACGGCCAGUCGGGCAGCAGCGGCGGGGCUGCGGAGGCUGCGCCCCCGGUACAGUCGCAGGAACUGCUGGACGACCUGUUCAAGACCUGCGCCCCCGCCACACACGCUCCUCCCAACGAUGUACUCGAUGACUUCGAUCCCAGAGCGGAAGAACCAACCGUUCCUCGCAAAGUAUCGAAUGAGUUCGGUGACUUUACGAAUGCUUUCGGUCCCCCCGCGAACAACAACGAAGGAUUCGCAGACUUUUCGAGCGCUUUCACAGACAACAACAACUCUAACAACUUGCUCAGCGCCGGAACCAAUCUGGCGCCCACACCUAACCUUAUGGCGCCCAGUAACAACCUCAUGGCGCCCUCCAAUAACCUAAUGGCGCCCAGUAAUAACCUUAUGGGCAUUGGCAGCAACUUGAUGACGCCGGCCAACAAUCUACUCAGCUCGAGUAACAAUAGUGCGCCAACUACAAGUCCGUCAUCCAACCUGGACCUGCUGAGCGAGCUGUCCCCGGGCGCUGGGUUCGGCCCGGUGGACUCGCUCAGCUCGCAGCUCGCCGCCACCACGUUGCAGCCCACCCUCACUCCAGGAGAAACUAGCGAGACCGCCGCGGACCGGGCCAUGGAACACGCCAUCCAGGUCAUACACGACACGGCCAGCAUUACGAGCCAGGCAGACGUGGAGCGGGUGGAGCGCGCGCUGGGCGCAGCGCUGGGCGCGCUGGGCGGGCCCCUCACGCUGCAGCGGCUGUGCGGCGCCGAGCGGGCCGCGCUGGCCGCCCCGCAGCUGGCGCGCGCCGCCCGCCUGCUGCCCGCCGCCGCCCGGGGCCUGCUGCCGUACUGGCCCGUGGCGCGCCCCGCCUUGCGCGCGCUCUUCUCGCUGGAGGACAGCUUCCAGCUAAGUCACGAGACGCUCUCCGUCCUCUGCGGGUUCCUCAAAACUGAGAACAAUAAGGUCACCUUGAAGGCUCUCUCCGACCUACUGGUGGCGUACGUCAAGAGCGACGCCAUACUUAUCGCCAUAGUGGACUGCAGCCGGCCCUGCGAAGAGUCGGAGUACUACGAGCUCCAGAAUGCCUGGGAGCACUACGUGCAGCUCCUGGCGACGCUGCCGCAGCGAGUCGCCAACAGAUUGGAGACGGAUACACCGAAGGGCUUCUCCCACGAGAACUACUCGUACUACUUGAUAUUCCACGUGAUCAGAGUGAUGGACUUCAUGUCCGACAGUAGCUUCCACCAGGGCGCGCAGUACAACGUCAAGUGCCUCGCGCACUUGCUGUCCAAGAUCAUCACCAACUACUACAUGAGCGGGGACUCACCCGUCAUUGCCAUCUUCGUGGACAUACUGGCGGGCUGGACCGAGACGCAGGGCCCCGACCGAUACGUGAAGCGCAAGCUUAUCCAGACCCUCCUGCGGCACCUGUCGCGCCAGGCCAUAGAGUAUCUCUGUGUAGUGCUGCUCAAGCGGUGCCCCAUUGACUACAAGGCGGACCAGCAGAUCAUAUACAACGUCAUCGGAGACAAUUUCGAUACCAACAACGACUGGAGGGAGAUCCUCAGCUACAAGAUCCCGUUUUAUGUGAGACCCAAGGACUAUAGGGACACGACGAUACAGGAGAACCUCUUGUACUACCUGUCGUACACGAAGCAGUCGGAGAGCAACGUGACCGACCUGGUCCUGCGCCUGAGCACCGCGUGGGCCGACGUCCGCCUGGCCAACACCUGCAACCUGGCCGACCACAUCUACAUCUCGCAGCUGCUCAUCCUGGCCGUGCGCUACCGCGUCACCAUGUCGCUCUGGACCAAGUCCGCCUGGAAGACCGCCGAGCUCAAGAACAUCUUGCUGCGCGGCAUGGGCAAGCACCUCGACGUGCUCUCGCCCGAAUACCGCUGCGUCGGCAUGGCCACCAUCGAGACCCUGCUCAGGAUCCUGUCGGAGCUCGACACCGAAAAAAAGGUCGAGCUGAAGUUCGAGUACGAGGACAUGAGCGACAGCUGCCGAGAGAUCCAGCAGAACCUGGCGGAGCUGGCGCACCGCUGCCUCAUCGAGCACCGGCGCCGCGGGCCCGGCCUGCACGUGCCGCGCCCCCUGCAGCUCAAGCGGAACCUCGACUUCAUCGCGCGCAAGUUCUCCCACGACGAGAACUGCAGGGAGCACAACACGCUCGUCAGCUGCGCCGUCAAGGGGCCCGAGCAGACCAAGGAGAUUGUUAAAACCAUUAUAUCCGUGAAGCUGGACGCGCUCGAUGGCAAGCAAGAGAAUCUCGACUCUGACGACGACCUCAUGCCGUACGACAUGAGCAACGACGUCCCCGCCGCCGCCAGGAAGCACCCCAAGUACCUGCGGGACCUCAUCGAGCUCAUCGUGGACGCGCUCGACGUAGAACUGUUCGAAGGGAGCUUACAGGUCGCCGAGCAACUCGUCAACAAACAGCUCAGAGACGAAGACGUCAAAGUAGUUAUCGAACUGUUAGAUUUGUUCGUGCACCUCGAGCCCAAGUACCAGAUAGACGACUUCGACAAUAUAAAGUUUCGGACGUGCGUCGCCAUCGUCUGCGAGCGGCCAGAGGUCGCGGCCGAGCAUCUCUGCAGGGAGAUACACACCGACGUCGGCCGGUACUCCGUCGCCACCAAGCUCUUCAUGCUCGACGUACUCUCCGACGCUGUCAAUAGGAUAGCUGACGUGUACUCUCACAGAGACAAACCCGAGCCCGCACCGGAGGUUAUAUGCGAGCCGCGGGAGGACUUACCUCCAGAGGAGGUAAUCAGACGGAGACUGAUCAACAAGACGAGGUACUUCCACACGAUACGGCCGCACCCCUUCGCGAAAGCUAAGAAAAAUCGGUUCGCGGCAGUGUCUGACUACUUCUUCUUCCCAUUGCUGGGCGGGUUCGGUCACCACCAGCUCACGCUGAACCACCACACCCUGAAGCAGGACGUGGACAACAUCUUGCUGUUAAAGUUCCUGUCCGUGGUGGGGAACGUGGUGCUGGCGUCGAAGAACUGUCCGCGGGUGUCGGUGUACAGCUGGGAGGUCGUGAAGAUCGUGCUGUACAUGAGGUACAGCCCGGACCCCAAGAUACAGACCAGUGUCAUGUCCCUGCUGGCCGCUGUGGUCAUAGCGGUGCCGUCCUCUAUACUCAAAACGGAGUUCUUCGAUGUCAUGAUGGAACUGAGGUCUUGGCUGGUAGACUGCCUUAGGAACGUGGAUCUCACGAUGAGACUGGGCGGGCCGCAGUCUGAGGCCGCCAUCUUCGCGGGACAGGUGCUUGGCCUCAUGGAGAAGACGUUGGCAGACAGUUUACAACCGACACCGGUAGGCCUCCUGCAGCCGAUGUCUGGCGCCCCGGCGCCCGCCGCGCCGGCCCCCGCCAGCAAGGGCGCCAGCAAACUGGGCGCCACUUGGGCCGACACCACAGGCGCCAUCAACAUAGAUGUCGACAACCUGCUGGCGCCCCGUUCCCCCAAGGCGGGACCGGCGCCCUCCAUCAAUCAGCUCAAGUCCAGCCCCAACUCGCCGGCGCACGCCCCCCAUCAGCCCCCAGUGAUGACCCCCAUGGGAGGCUACAUGAUGCAGAGCAACCUCGUCAACAACAACUUCGCGCCCCUCGGCCAGAACAACAUGAUGCGGCCUGCCUUCGCCAACCAGAACUCGUUCCUCCAAUGAUAUUGGUUACUGGCAGGGACAUGCCAGCAUGGUUGACUUGCGCGACCUCAUCUAAUGGAGCAAUGGUACACAACUACUGAUUUAUACACCCCCUUUAUUUAACAAACGUAUCUUCUGUUAAAAAUGUUGACAUUUCGUGAGUUUUCUUUUUAAAUACUCAUUGUAAGUUUAAAUGUCCUGUUAAUUUUGCAUGUGUAUAAGCUUGUUCAUACGCUUGGUACCCCUAAAGUUCCUCUAUUUUAUUAGUAGUUUAAUAUCAAAUAUCUAACCUGACAAUAAAGUAGUGCCAGCAGGCAGCGGUAGUAAAAUAUUAAAUUUGCAAUUCCGUAAACAAUGUAUUAACAUGCCAUUGCUCCAAAACUAAAGUACCUAUCGUAUCAAAGUGGGUUUCGGAAAUUGAAAGCAAAAGUGAAAUAAAAACAAUUUUUAUACGAAUUUGAUAUUAUAAAGGAUUUGGCGAGGCCCACGCAUGUACAUGAGUACAUAUCAAUGUAUAUCGCCUGAUAUUAUGUGCGUCGUUAGCGACACACGUUACCUUGAAGAUUUGCUGACUUCUUGAUGUUCUAAUCGUAUGCUUAGAGGGGCGGUACUGGGGGCUUCCUGUAGUACUCAGCUACCUACAGUGCUACACCACGAACCCGACAGUGCCGCCGUCCUGUCCCAUCUUUUACUUCUGUCUAUAUUCAUUUUUCGUUUUAUAACGUAUUCAGUUUGCCAUUACUACUUACGACUGGAACUAUAUUUCAGAUAAAUAUGUAAAUUGUAACUUUUGCUUUUAAAGUAUUAUGUUUAUUUAAAAUUAUAUUGUUUAUAGUUAUAAUCACCAAGCUAUCAUGGGCCGGAUGUAAUCUAAAAUGCUCACUCUACAUUCCUUCCAUUUUAUUUCUAUUUCUUAUUUAAGUUAAUAAAAUUAGAAAAUUCUUUUAAUUAUUCUAUUUAUUUAUGUUGGACAUCCCUAUAAUAAUAUUUGAAGUAAUACAGCAGCGACUGCCGCGUUCUAAGGAAUUAUAUGUACGAAGGCUCAGUUUUAUAUUAGCUAAGUAUUCGCUCACUGAUUACAAGUAGAUAGACAAACUUAUACAUAGUUAUUUGGGAGACUAUUUCUUGAGGCGAGGCACCUCUAUAACGGGCGAGAGUCAAAUGAAUUUAUAUCUUAAUACUGCCAAGGGGUUGCCUUGACUCAAGCGACAGUUAUGUACACCAAUACUUGAGAAAUUAUGAAGAAUAUAAUUAUCACUGAUCAACAUAACGCAGUAUAUGCUGAACAAUAUCGAGUAACGUUCCCCCGUAGCCCCCGAGGAAUAUAUCGGCGCAGUGAACGCGAGGUCGAGUAGUGUAGGACCCGUCACCCGACGAUAGAAUAUUUUUUAUACCCGCUUGGAGUAGCGUGUGUAGUGUCAAACCUUAGUGUUACAGUGUUUCGAUGUAAGUGUUACAAUAAUUAAUUAUAUAUUGUAUUAUAGUCAUUAUGUACGUACGAUGUCUCGUGUGUGUGCUCGCGGUGUGGGCGACAGAACAAACUGCGGAUUGUACCUACAGUACUUCAAAGGUAUCUUGGAGAACUUUAAAAACACAUGAAUUACUAGCUCAUAUAAUAUAUCAUCUUGUAGGGCUACUUGCAUGCUCCGAAAAUAUACAUUACCUUUAGAAAGUGAUGUACAGUAGUUUCCCUGUAUAAGAAAUAAAAACCAGAUCCCCACAUUGCGAGCAACAGUAAAAUGGUACGUAAAUGAGGAAGUUGAGAUGCGGAAUGAAUUUGUAUACUGGUAGGAGUUUACAAGUGUAUGUAAUUAUAUUGUUAAUUAUCAUUUGUACUUAAAUUCUAUUAUUGGUAUGUAAUAUCAUUUUAAUAACUUUAUUUCCACAGCACUGACUUUUGUAUCAAUGCAUUUAAGUUCAUUCCGUUUUAUAAAAACGUUGUGUUGGGGCAGCUACAUAUUGUAAUGUUUGAAAUACUCGGCUCUAAUACAUGUAAAUAUUGCAGCAAUCUGCGCAAACUGCCAUUACAGGCACAUCACGAGUUAUUAGCACGCGAGUGUUUCAAACAAUCGUUUAUCUAAUUAUAAUUUAUUGUAGUCUAUAUGUUAAUGCGCCUGCGGUAAUAAAUCAUGUUUGGGACCAAAACAACUAAAUUUAUGUUCACCGGAUAGAGCGGGACGCAGUAUAACAGAACACUAUUUGAUUGUCUCAUGUUUCAUUUAUUGAAAGACCUAUCAAAAUAUCCGAAACCAAUGAAUAAUUGGUCAGUUAUUACAAAGUAUUAAAGUUUGAGCUUAAAACAUGAGAUUAAUAUCAAAGAGAUAUUUAUUUGUAAAUUUCGAGUGCUGCAGUAAUUUUGGUGCGAAGUUUCAUUUAAAAUUAUGUUGUUCGGUGUUUCUGUACGGCCGUUGUAUUAUAGUUUCAUCCUUGCGGCUGGUUGGCUCGUCACAAAUUUAAGGAAAAAGUAUUUUAUUACUUAACGGAAUCAUUUGCGAAUUUUGCAAAGUGUUUGUGACCAAGUAAUUUGUGUUGAUGUCAAUAUGUCACUCGCGAUGUUUUGUAAAUAUAAAUAUUCCCUAAUUUCGUAGUUCUUCCAUUGGUUACAUCAUACUUGUGGAGAUUUAUGAAGCAAUAAUUAUGGUUUAAAUAAUUUGUUCGUAGUUAAUCGAUAAAAACGAAUUUUAUUAGUUUAAAAUAUAUAUUAAUUUAGAAUGUUUAUUUUAAAAUGUAUAAUUAUGUGUUGAGUGUCAUUAUUCGCACAAUUAUUAUGGUUAAUUAAAUAUUUUAUUUUUGUGUAAUACUACGUUUAUUAUUGAGAUAUUGGAUUUUAUUUAAAUAGUACCCCACCUGGGAGUGUCAUCGAGUGUAACAGAACAGCCCUCACUAUAAAUAUGUUUUAUUCUACUUUAUGUAAGUAAUUGUUAUUUCGGCGAGCGGCGGAUGUUUCGACAUGGUAUACAAUCAAGGAAGAAUUGUCUAUGUUGAUGAAUUGUAUUGAAUAAAACUUAAUUAUUAA
This is a messenger RNA of Spodoptera exigua (beet armyworm), 7752 nucleotides long. NCBI's taxonomy places the organism in Eukaryota, Metazoa, Arthropoda, Insecta, Lepidoptera, Noctuidae. The record is from the annotation of a GenBank genome assembly.